AUGAGCACCACAGAGGCCUCUGAAGCCAUCCAGAGCUUCUCGGCUUUCAGCAAUGGCGGUGCCGUACAGAACAGCACCGCCCUGAACGGUUUCAACGGCACCAGCAAUGGUAAUGGCCACACUGCUCCCACACAAUCCUCUCGCGCCCUCAAGUCAAACCUUCAGCCCACCGACCCCAGUGAGCUUCAUGACCUGGUCCUCUUCCUCGAGAAGCAACCUCGUUUCGCGUGGCAUGCCGGCAUGCUGCUUCCCGGAGCCAAGAUGCAGAUUUCGUUCAUUAAGGACAUGGCUACGCUGCGCGACCCCCGCUCACACUUUACCUUUUUGAACUACCUUCAACACGCUGGCCGUCUUGUUGAGUUCACCAACCUGGGAACCUUCCUGCCCUCGCGAGUCGAGUAUGAAGAUUACCUCCGUUGGUGCGCCUCUCACUUUGACGACGUUGUGCAAUACCAGCGUGAGGUCGUGUCGGUGUCGCCCAACCCUCAGCCCGAGGGUGCUGUCAAGACUUUCACCGUCAAGUCACGCAAUGCCAAAACAGGCCAGAUCACCACUGUCCAAGCGAGGAAUGUUCUCAUCGCCGCUGGUGGACGGCCUCUGAUCCCGAAGAGCCUUCCCGCUGCUAGCCCCAAGGUCAUUCACUCCUCACAGUACGCUCACCAGGUGCCCAAGAUUCUCAAGAAUACUCAGGCGCCCUACCGCGUCGCCGUUGUCGGUGCUGGCCAGAGCGCUGCCGAGAUCUUCAACAAUGUUCAGAAACUGUAUCCCAACUCAAAGACGUGGCUCGUCAUGCGCUCCGAGUUCCUGAAGCCGAGCGACGACUCUCCCUUCGUCAACUCGAUCUUCAACCCCUCCUACACAGACUCCCUGUACCCUCGCUCCCAACAAUACCGCCGUGCGCUGAUCAAGGACGCCAAGGCGACUAACUAUGGCGUCGUUCGCCUCGAACUCAUUGAGCAUCUUUACGAAGUCAUGUACGACCAGAAGCGCGAGUACGGCGAUGAUGAGCGCCAGUGGCCUCACCGCAUCCUCAAUGGAAGGAGCAUCGUCAGCGUCAACGAGGGCAACCACGAGUCGGACAGGCUUCAGUUGCACGUGCGACGUGUCGAGGACAGCUUCAACCAGAGCGGCAUCACUGAUGAGUUCCUUGAACAGGGGCCUAGCAGUGAGGAAAUUCUCGAUGUCGACCUCAUCAUUGCUGCUACCGGCUACCAGCGCAAUGCACACGUUGACAUGCUGCGCGACAGCUGGAACCUUCUUCCCGAGACUCAGCCCGUGAGCUCCGGCCCGCGUGAGCAGGUCGAUGGAUGGGAGAUCUCCGAGGGUAACGUCGACUCUGGUUCGAGGAAGCUCGAAGUCGGACGCGACUACAAGAUCCGCUAUGCGCCUGGCGCCAUUGCCCCUGAUGCUGGUGUUUGGCUGCAGGGCUGCUGCGAGGCCACCCACGGCCUGAGCGACAGUUUGCUUUCCGUGCUUGCCGUGAGGUCCGGCGAGAUUGUUGAUUCCAUCUUCCCUUCGCAGUCCAAGUCCGAGACAAGCUCGGUCUGA
Verticillium alfalfae VaMs.102 is the source of this 1548-nucleotide messenger RNA. Its product is annotated as L-ornithine 5-monooxygenase. Gene Ontology annotation, biological process: intracellular iron ion homeostasis. Lineage: Eukaryota; Fungi; Ascomycota; Sordariomycetes; Glomerellales; Plectosphaerellaceae. The coding region runs from base 1 to 1548 and encodes 515 amino acids. The transcript is spliced from 4 exons. The record is from RefSeq and is a predicted model, not a curated record.